Messenger RNA from Helobdella robusta, 471 nucleotides. RefSeq lists its product as hypothetical. Lineage: Eukaryota; Metazoa; Annelida; Clitellata; Rhynchobdellida; Glossiphoniidae. The transcript has 4 exons. Bases 1 to 471 code for a protein of 156 amino acids. The record is from RefSeq and is a predicted model, not a curated record.
AUGCGCUUAAGAACUAAUUUGUCUUUGUUAUUUGUUUCAGCAUCUGGUAGUUCUUCAACUGAUAUAUCAGAUGAGCAUGAGAUUCGCAUCAUAGAAACGCCACGUCGAUCUGGCAAAGAAACUCAACAAAUGAGAGAAUUGCCAAACCUGAACACUGAUUUGCUAAGCACCGAUCAAAAAUAUCUGUAUCAGAUGUGCUUCGCAAUUUCUGCUGAAUUAGCCAAUUUCAUCAUGAAAGUUUACGCACCAACCUGGUUUGAUAUCAAGACAAAAUCAUCUUGUAAAUAUGGUUCAAUUCAUGUGUUCAACAUGCUCGUGACAGAGGCUUCAACAUCUGUUUGUGGACCAGAAGCUAGAGAUAAAUUUAUUCGAACUAGAAUAAAAGCCAGACAAGAUAUACAAAUUGUCAACACCAAAUCUCAGUAUUUUGGUAAAAAAGAAGGUGCGGAGACUUUGGAAUUACGACAUUAG